UUCCUCCUCCUUUCUGCGCCACCGUCCAGCCAUGGCUUAAAUAAUUCUCCCUCGCCUCAGCGUCAUCCGUUUCCGAAGAAAAAUUUUCCAAAAAAAUUAGGAAAAAAUGGACGUUUUCAACCAAACAAUGAGGGAUAUGUUCAGGUCACAGACGGUAUUGGAAACGUUCGUCGACGUUUUACUCUGCCUCGUUCCGAUUUGGCUCGCGGUAAUGAUCGGACUCUUUAUCGGCUGGUCGUGGAGGCCUAGGUGGACCGGACUGCUAUUUCUCGGACUCCGGUCUAAGUUCCGGUUCGCUUGGACCGUUCCUGCGGGUUUUGGCGCUCGCCAGCUUUGGUUCGCCUUCACCGCCUUCUCCGUGUUCUCGCUUACUCGUAAACUCUUGUCUAAGCUCCAUGGCAGGAUUAGGAAGGACUUCUCUUUGGCUUCGGCUCAGGUAGAGCAGCCGGCUGUGGAUUCUCCAUCGCUUUCGGCUCAGACUGUUGAGGCUAGAUCUAGCAGUGAUGAUAUCAGGCCAACCACUGGAACACUUGAGACAGACAAGAAUGUUGUCACGGAGAAUGAUUUGGCACACUUGCUACAUCUUCUUGAUGGAAAAGAUGGAGAGAUGGCUUGGCAGAGUAUGAUGGAGCGCUCCACUCCAAACUUAGCAUACCGAGCUUGGCGCUACGAGGCUGAGACUGGCCCUGUAGUGUUUAGAAGCAAAACUGUCUUUGAAGAUGCAACUCCUGAUUUAGUCAGAGAUUUCUUCUGGGAUGAUGAGUUCCGUCUUAAAUGGGAUCCCAUGAUUUUGUCUGUCGAAAUCUUGGAGGAGUGCCCCCUUAAUGGGACCAUGAUAGUACGCUGGACUAAAAAGUUUCCCUUUUUUUGCAGUGACAGAGAAUAUAUUAUUGGAAGAAGGAUAUGGGAAGCUGGGGGAACAUACUAUUGUGUAACCAAGGGAGUACCGCAUCCGGCUGUGCCUAGAAGAGACAGACCUAGGCGUGUUGAUUUAUACUUUUCCAGCUGGAUUAUUAAGCCUGUGCAAUCACUUAAAGGGGAUGGCCAGUUGUCUGCAUGUGAGGUGAUGCUAGUCCACUAUGAAGAUAUGGGGAUCCCCAGGGACGUGGCUAAACUUGGUGUACGUCAUGGGAUGUGGGGAACUGUUAAGAAAUUGCAUGCUGGCUUAAGAGCAUACCAGAUCGCGAGGAGGUCAGAAGAAUCACCAUCCAGGUGUGCUCUGAUGGCAAGGAUCACCACAAGAAUUUCUUCUGAUGAGGGCGCUUACGCCUUAUUAGAGCCAAAUCGCAAGGAAGAAGAAAAAGCUAACAGAAGGGACAUCCAGUGCCACAAGAAUGACGGUGGAAUUGAUUGGAGAUGGGUAGCUAUCGGUGGAGCUGCAGUGGCUGUUGGACUUCACACAGGCUUUAUUGGAAAGGUUCUGUUAGUUGCAGCAGGGCAAAGAGCUGGCAAGAGGAGAGGAAAUUAGUUGCAGCAGGCCAAAGAGCUGGCAGGAGGAGAGGAGAGGAAAUUAGUUGUAUUCCCGGAAACCGUAGGACCUUUUCCUUGAUACUCAAACGUUGUCUGGUUGCAGCUGCCUACUUUUUCGUUUUUUGGGAAGAGUUAUUUGCAGCUGUUUUGUUCUUGAAAGAUGUUACUGUGAAUCUUGACAUACGUAUAUCUCAUCGUUGAAAUGCGUGUAUAGUGGCGAACAAUAUGUUCUAUAGAAAAGUUUAGCCCUCUUCGUCGGAUUAGGGGCCGGUGCC
This is a messenger RNA of Coffea eugenioides, 1745 nucleotides long. RefSeq lists its product as uncharacterized. The coding region runs from base 107 to 1468 and encodes 453 amino acids. The record is from RefSeq and is a predicted model, not a curated record. The transcript has 6 exons. NCBI's taxonomy places the organism in Eukaryota, Viridiplantae, Streptophyta, Magnoliopsida, Gentianales, Rubiaceae. Gene Ontology annotation, molecular function: lipid binding.